Messenger RNA from Manis javanica (Malayan pangolin), 995 nucleotides. It is a transcript of the gene PCP2, whose product is annotated as Purkinje cell protein 2. Gene Ontology annotation, molecular function: protein binding; guanyl-nucleotide exchange factor activity. NCBI's taxonomy places the organism in Eukaryota, Metazoa, Chordata, Mammalia, Pholidota, Manidae. The record is from RefSeq and is a predicted model, not a curated record.
CCGCGCGCCUGGCCCGGCCGCCCGUGUGUCCACGCAGACAGGCACCCAGUCGCCGCCGACGAUACGCCCGCAGACCCACGUGAAGGCAAGGACGCACGGGGAAUGUGUGAUGACAGAGGGAGAAACGGAAGUACUGCAGCUCAAAGCGGCGGAAGACCAAGGACUGCGGGCUGCCGCUAGAAGCCAGGGAAAGGCAAAGGAUUCUCCCCUAAGGGCUUCAAGGAGUGUGGCUCCGCCCACACCUCGAGGCAAAACCUUCCUGCACUGCUUUUGCUGGUGGGCCGCGGACCCCGCCUGACCUGCUGUUGGCCUGUCCCCUCCCAAAGCAGCCCAGCUGGACCCUGCUCCCCCGUGAGGACACCGCUCUGGCCUGCCGCUGCCACACCCGUCCCGAGAGUUCUCGAGACUCAAGGGAGUCUUGCUGGGCCAGCCAAGUCCAAAUGCAGUCUGUUAUAGAGCCUUGUCUGGCCCAGGGCCGGGGCCAAGGCCAGUGGAGAAGUGGACGGGGCUCAGGGACCAUGAUGGACCAGGAAGGGGAAGUGGACGAGGGCUCAGCCCCCUGCAUCAAGGCGGGCUCCCCAGACCAGGAGGGCUUCUUCAACCUGCUGAGCCACGUGCAGGGGGACCGGAUGGAGGAGCAGCGCUGCUCUCUGCAGGCAGGGCCAAGCCCGACCUCCGAGCAUGAGAGUGUCCCCGCACCAGAGAUGGACAAUCUCAUGGACAUGCUGGCCAAUACCCAGAGCCGCCGCAUGGAUGACCAGCGUGUGACAGCCAGCGCCCUGCCUGGCUUCCAGCCCAUAGGCCCCAAGGAUGGAGUGCAGAAACGAGCCGGGACCCUCAGCCCCCAGCCCCUCCUCACCCCUCAAGACCCAACUGCUCUCAACUUCCGUCGGAACAGCAGCCCCCAGCCCCAGACACAAGCCCCCUGAGGGCCUGAGCCGCUCUGGACCCCACUUGGCCCUUGAAAGCAGACAAUAAAACACUUCCACGAGCAA